This is a messenger RNA of Cryptomeria japonica (Japanese cedar), 465 nucleotides long. RefSeq lists its product as uncharacterized. The coding region runs from base 1 to 465 and encodes 154 amino acids. The transcript has a single exon. NCBI's taxonomy places the organism in Eukaryota, Viridiplantae, Streptophyta, Pinopsida, Cupressales, Cupressaceae. The record is from RefSeq and is a predicted model, not a curated record.
AUGGGCAGUUAUUUGUCGUGCGCUUCAUCCAUUCUGCCGUCCGACACUGUUAAAGUUGUUUUGGUAGAUGGAAGCGUUAAAGAGUUUGAGAGAGGAGCAAAAGUUGCAGAAGUGAUGCUGGAAAAUCCUCACCAUUUUGUGUGCAACAGGAAUUGUUUAGAGGUGGGCCGUCGCAUCGAACCGCUGUCAGCAGACUACGAUUUACAAGUGAAAGAAAGAUAUGUUGUGUUUCCCAUCUCCAAAUUACGCUCUGCGCUUUCGCCUUCGGAUAUGGUCUCAUCUACAAACAAAACUUCUCACAACUUGUCGCCAAACAAUAAAAUUUGUCAUUCCGACAAAAUAGAGGAGUUUUCAGUGCAACCGAAGAUGAAUUUGGAGGAGUUUGAGGAGGUUAAAUGCAGAUUAUACAGGGUUUCGUGGAAGCCAAAGUUAGAGAGCAUAAGGGAAUUCCAUGUCAGGGGAUAA